AAUCAAUCAAACUACAAGUUUCCACUCUACCAUAACAUUCAUGCUGUACAUUUGAGAAGAUGGAUCGCAACGACAUCACCCUGACCAAUCAACGCAACUCACCUCUCUUGCGCCUCCCUCCCGAGCUUCGACAUAGGAUCUACCAGUACGUCUUCACUGGGCACGAAAUAAACAUCUCGCGAGUCCAGCCAACCAUUGACUACCUGCACUACCGCUCAUCACAUCCCCCCAACACCUUCUGGAGCACGCACCCCUUCCGCUUCACCCUGAACCGCACCUGCCGCCAACUGUACCACGAAACCGCCCGUCUCACUUCCCUCUUCUGGACCCACAAUACAUUUUCUGGCUCCGCUCUAGGAGUGGCCUGUUUUCUGCGCCGACAUAGUGCGGAGGCGGAUCUGCUCCGCACGCUGCACGUAUACGUAGGAGGCAUAGUGAGCACGAGCAGCUACGCGUUCAAACCGCUGGAGCUCACGAUGUCGCUGAAGGCUCUUUUGCGCAGCUUACGCGCCUUGGCGGCGCUGGAGACAGUGGUACUCGUGCAGGAGACGCAGCGGCUGGCGGGGUAUGAGCAUGAGCAGGUGCUGGAUGAGGCUAGGCGGGUGUUUGGGGCAGAAGCAGGGCAGCGACAUCAUCAGGUUGACAUCCUAUUGAGGUGUUCAUGA
Molecule: messenger RNA, 665 nt
Organism: Boeremia exigua
Lineage: Eukaryota; Fungi; Ascomycota; Dothideomycetes; Pleosporales; Didymellaceae
Exons: 2
Coding region: 60-665 (201 amino acids)
Source: RefSeq, a predicted model, not a curated record